AUGGCCAACGCUACAGAUUUUUAUUCAAUUCGGUUAUAUUUUCAUUGGCUUGUGCUUGUAUAUGUAGGUGGUGGAACGAAAGACGACAACUCAACACCUUCUAUUAUUGACGAGAAGGUAUUAGCCGUGCUGGGGCCUUCCUGCGUCGGUCUCGAAAACCCUUUUGACGGUGAUUCGUCCGUAGUGGAGAACAAUGGGGAGAAGUGGAAGUGGUGGAAGUCCAGCAGGUGCCGGCAUUUUUUGUAG
This is a messenger RNA of Acanthoscelides obtectus, 246 nucleotides long. NCBI's taxonomy places the organism in Eukaryota, Metazoa, Arthropoda, Insecta, Coleoptera, Chrysomelidae. The record is from the annotation of a GenBank genome assembly.